CUUAAGGCAGCCGUGACGCGCCGCGAACGCCGCUGCUGCCGCGUCGACGUCGCGUGUGCUGUGCUGGCCUCCGGGCGCCGUCAGGAACGAUUGGAUUGAACCUUUUGAAGUGUCCCUGGAUCUCUGCUUAAAAAUCUGCAUUCUCGUCUGAACCGUGGGAAGAAAGAGGAUAGUUGGUCUGUAAAAUCCUGCGGGAAGGAACAAUGUUUUCCAAACUAGCACAUUUGCAGACUUUUACUAUACUUCGUCGUGGAGUUCAUUCUUCAGUGGCUUCUGCUACAUCCGUUGCAACUAAAAAAACGGUCCAAGGCCCUCCGUCCUCUGAUUACAUUUUUGAACGGGAAUCUAAAUAUGGUGCGCACAACUACCACCCUUUACCUGUAGCCCUGGAGAGAGGAAAAGGCGUUUACGUGUGGGAUGUAGAAGGCCGAAAAUAUUUUGACUUCUUGAGUGCUUACAGUGCCGUCAACCAAGGGCACUGUCACCCAAAGAUUGUGAAUGCUCUGAAAAGCCAGGCGGACAUACUGACCUUAACGUCUAGGGCUUUCUAUAACAAUGUUCUCGGUGAAUAUGAGGAGUAUGUUACUAAACUUUUCAACUACCACAAAGUUCUUCCUAUGAACACAGGAGUGGAGGCUGGAGAGACUGCCUGCAAACUUGCUCGUAAAUGGGGCUACACCGUCAAGGGUAUUCAGAAAUACAAAGCAAAGAUCGUUUUUGCAGCUGGAAACUUCUGGGGUAGAACCUUGUCCGCUAUCUCCAGUUCCACAGACCCCACAAGUUAUGAUGGUUUUGGUCCAUUUAUGCCAGGUUUUGAAAUCAUUCCCUAUAAUGAUCUGCCUGCUCUUGAGCGUGUUCUUCAGGAUCCAAAUGUCGCUGCGUUUAUGGUGGAACCAAUUCAGGGUGAAGCAGGUGUGGUUGUUCCAGAUCCAGGCUACCUGCUGGGAGUGCGGGAACUCUGCACCAGGCACCAGGUUCUGUUUAUUGCUGAUGAAAUACAGACAGGAUUGGCCAGAACUGGCAGAUGGCUGGCUGUUGAUCAUGAAAAUGUUAGACCUGAUAUAAUCCUCCUUGGAAAGGCCCUUUCUGGUGGCCUCUACCCGGUAUCCGCAGUGCUGUGUGAUGAUGAAGUAAUGCUCACCAUUAAACCAGGGGAGCACGGCUCGACCUACGGAGGUAAUCCCCUGGGCUGCCGAGUGGCCAUUGCAGCUCUUGAGGUUUUGGAAGAAGAAAACCUUGUUGAAAAUGCAGAGAAAAUGGGUGCUAUCUUGAGAAAUGAACUCAUGAAGCUACCUUCUGAUAUCGUAACUGCUGUAAGAGGAAAAGGAUUAUUAAAUGCAAUUGUUAUUAGAGAAACCAAAGAUUAUGAUGCUUGGAAAGUAUGUCUGCGACUUCGAGAUAAUGGGCUUCUGGCCAAGCCGACCCACGGUGACAUCAUCAGGUUUGCACCGCCGCUGGUGAUGAAGGAGGACGAGAUUCGGGAGUCCGUUGAAAUCAUUAACAAGACCAUCCUGUCUUUCUGAGUCGUGACUGAUCAGCGGCCCCUAGAGCCAGCUGGAGCCAGGUGGUCAUCAAUGUCCUAUUAAGCUUCUGCUCUUAAGGCAGGCACAUUCCACUCCUGCAGGUCUUCAAGGACUUAUUAUUUUUAUAUAUUUUUUCAGUUCAUAUAUAAUAGGAAUUUAUGCACCUGUAGUUUGCUAUGUAAUAUAACUUCUAGAGAAUGUAGUGGUGAAUCUAUUGUUUGAUUGUGGUUUGUGUACGCACACAUAUGUGCAUGCUUCCUGAGGUGAAAUGCAUCUAUCUGUAUAUAGACAGCCCUUUAAUCAACCCCUUCAGUGUAUAGUUUAUAUGCAUUUUUAUAGUCUCCUUUCUGGUAUAAUGUUUUAUAUUUGAAAAGAAUUAUCUCUGGGGUAUCACAUAGAAGAAGAUCUGCUUAACUGUCUAAAGUUGAACAAUUAUAGGCAUUGAAUUUUAGGAAGGAUUAGUGGUUUUAAGCACAUGUGAAAAUACUAGGGCUAAAUUUAACUGCAUAUUGGCUAGUAAGAGGGUGUAUUCUAUGGAUGUCAUUAUUUUGAAUUAAGAAUUACUAUUUACCAGGAUCAAAUUAUGUUUUGUUUGAUUAUAAUUUGUAAAAAUGUUUAUUUCCAAUGUUUCUUUAAAAUAAAGCAUAUAUUUAAAAUGUU
Molecule: messenger RNA, 2183 nt
Organism: Choloepus didactylus (southern two-toed sloth)
Lineage: Eukaryota; Metazoa; Chordata; Mammalia; Pilosa; Megalonychidae
Gene: OAT
Product: ornithine aminotransferase
Exons: 11
Coding region: 204-1523 (439 amino acids)
Cellular component (GO): cytoplasm
Molecular function (GO): L-ornithine transaminase activity; identical protein binding; pyridoxal phosphate binding
Source: RefSeq, a predicted model, not a curated record